Bemisia tabaci is the source of this 1844-nucleotide messenger RNA. It is a transcript of the gene Pgam5, whose product is annotated as Phosphoglycerate mutase 5. Gene Ontology annotation, biological process: positive regulation of mitochondrial fission; peptidyl-threonine dephosphorylation. The record is from RefSeq and is a predicted model, not a curated record. Gene Ontology annotation, cellular component: mitochondrion. Lineage: Eukaryota; Metazoa; Arthropoda; Insecta; Hemiptera; Aleyrodidae. Gene Ontology annotation, molecular function: protein serine/threonine phosphatase activity.
UAAAUAGGUGGUGCAUGGAAAUAUAAACAGGAAGACCCAAUCAUCGGUUUAGUUCACUACACCCUCUGCCAGGGAGCGCUGAUGUCAGCGCUAACCGGAGUUGGGGGUCAUUGGUCCAUGUCUAUGUACACUAUGUUUACGACUUACGGUCCGCCCUUCCGCCCGCCGCCGUUCAAUUUCAGCACCGAGAUUCCAGAUAUUGUUUGAAAGUGAUUUUUCUUACGACGUUUUCAUGCUUGACUCCUCUUUACCGCGGAAGUUUUCACAUUGCUGGAAAAGUGAAAAAUGACCUCGAAGACUUUCAGACUACGUAUUCUGAAGGUAGCCACACAUGGGAUCACAGCAUGUUGCGGUGCUGCUGUUACUUACUACUACCUCAUUAAAAUACCCAAAGAAAGCAUCUCCACUGCGGAACUGACUUCAUCCUCCAAGUGGGAUCAUAACUGGGACAAGCGUGACCCGGCCAGUCUAGUAAAUCCUCUGAAAAAAAAUGGCGAUCCUGCAAAGGAUAACAAGUACAAUGAGGAGUUAGAGAAGCUUAAAUCAAAAGCAACCAGGCAUUUAAUUCUCAUCAGGCAUGGUCAAUACUAUCUCAGUGGCAAAACAGAUCAGGAGAGAGUGCUGACACCUCUUGGGCGGCGACAAGCUGAAUUAACAGGUUCCAGGCUUCAGGCCUUAAACUUGCCCUAUAAUUCUAUUAUCCACUCAUCGAUGCAGCGUGCCAUAGAAACUGCAACAAUUAUUCACAAAUUUUUGCCGGAUGUUCCUAUGAGUAGUUGUUCAAUGCUUGAAGAAGGUGCUCCGUAUCCUCCAGAACCGCAAGUCUCUCACUGGAAACCUGAAGCAGUGCAGUUUUUACGGGAUGGUGCGCGCAUAGAAGCUGCAUUUCGUAAAUACUUCCACCGUGCUCCACCUAGUCAGAAAGAGGACAGUUAUGAGAUAAUCGUUUGCCAUGCUAAUGUGAUCCGUUACUUUGUCUGCAGAGCGUUACAACUACCACCUGAAGCCUGGCUGCGUCUCUCCUUAAGUCAUGCCAGUUUAACUCAAAUAACUAUUCCCCCUUCUGGGAAUGCAAGAUUAAUCAUGUAUGGUGAUACAGGGUUCAUGUCACCGGAUAACAUCUCUCGUCAUAACAUCUCCAGCAAGAUUUAACAUCCCCAAUUGGAUUUUUAAUUUUUUGUCAUUUCUGUGAAGUUGGAGUGUGAUUAAAUGAAAAUCCGUGAAUGUAUUGUGAUCUAGCUUUAUAUUUUAUGAAUCUUGCAUCAAUAAUUUAAAGGAGAAUGAACUUUUGACAUACACGAUGGGAUGAGUAAUUAGAAUUUGUUAAGAGAUACCUCCCGUUAAAAAAUAUUUGACUCAAAUCCAAAUGGUAGACUGUGCUAUGGCCUAAAAACCCUAUUUCAGAAUGAAAUUUCUCUCAGUCUGUCUGCAUUUUCAAUCAAGUGAAAUUUUCCAAAGUUCAUCGACAGAAUUAAGUAACACAGAAUUAUAUAUCAGUAUGCACUGAUACAUAGUUUUUGUUUCAGAGAUUGAAUUUAGUAUCAGAAAAUCUCUUCAUGAAAGUUAUGUCUCCAAGGCCAAGUCUUAGUCUGAAAACCUAAUUUUCCACUGGAAGCUCCCACAGAAUGUGUACAUAGUGAAGUAGUGUCACAAUGAAGCACUGAAUUAUUGCGUUAGAGAACGAAGAUAGUAGGUGCCAGAAGUUCCCUAAGAUCUCAAAGCUAUAAAGUAGUCUGGUCACUUUGCAUGGUCAAUGACCAAGGAGAAAAGACUGUGCUAUUAAUUUAAGCAUUUUAUUUCAUUAUGCCUUAAACAAACAAUAAAUAAAGAAUUAAAAAAAAAAA